AUGAUAGCUAAUCACAAAGUAAAAAUUAGCAUUUUAAAUUAUGUAACCAAUUACCUUAUCAUAAUCUUGUAAGAAGUAAUUUUUUUGUUUCUUGUUGUUGACGCCAUGGCUUACAAAAAGGAGAGCUUCAUUUGGAGGAGGAGCUCCUCCUUCCAUACACACAUAUAUUAGAAAGUUCCAGUAAAAACAUGCGCAGGCGCAUCGCAGAGGCUUUCAACCAUUGGAUGCAAAUAUCCGAUGAGAAGAUGAAUGAAGUCUUGCAAAUAGUUAAUAUGUAUCACAUUGCUUCUCUUUUAGCUGAUGAUAUCCAAGAUGGAGAUAACAUUAGACGAGGGAUUCCAGCAGCCCAUUGCGUUUUCGGUGUACCCCGGACACUCAAUGCAUCUGUACAUGUUAUAUUGCUGGUCAUGAAAGCAUGCCGGGAAUAUCAUCCUGAAGCAAUGGAUAUAUUUAAUGAGCAAUCUCUAGAACUAAUUCGAGGGCAGGGAAAAGAACUAUAUUGGAGGGAUAUGUUUAUCUGUCCCACUGAAGAAGAAUACAUGGGAAUGCUAAGGCAAAAGACGGGAGAAAUGUUCAACUUAGCAGCCAGACUGAUGCAGUUAGCGAGCUCAAAUACCAACGACUACUGCGCGUUUGGGAGGAAGCUUGGCAUGUAUUUCCAGCUAAGAGACGACUAUUGUAAUAUCUCACAGCCAGAGAAACUAGAAGAGCGACCAUCUGAUCAGAUCCUAAACGACUAUUACAUGGACCUAACAGAAGGCAAAUUCACAUUACCAAUCAUCCAUGCAGCUAGAAGUUUAAAAGGCACAGCAGUUCUGAAUAUAUUGAAACAACGUACUCAAGACAUCAAUUUGAAGCGAUUUUGCGUGAAGCUUCUGGAAGACCUAGGCAGUAUGGAGUAUACACGAAAGAUUCUACGGGACUUGGAUCGAGAUAUACGUGAAGAGAUCGCGCGCCUUGGCGGGAACCCAGCUAUGCUUUCAGUAAUGGAUCAGCUCCUCACUUGGGAAUAAACUUCCAAAUGAUUUGAAUGUGAUAUUUAUUUAGUAAUUCUAGAAGAUUCACUAAAAGAGCGGCUGAGCGACUUGGGAGUUGGUUUUUAGUCUAUUCUUUUGGGACAGUGAGAUCUUGAAGGUUUAAAUGUGGGUACGAUCCCUUGUUGCGUAGAGAAAAUUGUAUUUUGCGAAGUGAAUUUUUAUAAUAUAUUUUAUGAUUUUAUUUAUUAAAUAAUGUUUUAAAUACUUCCGCAAUUUAUUAAUGAAUAGAAUAGAAUAUUAAAAAGGUUUAUUUUUAUUAAAAAUUUUGAUUUCUUGUAUGAUAUUCAAAAAUUCUUGAAUUUUAAACAAUGAUUUUGAGUAGAAUAAAACUUUACCUUCUGUCCAUUACUACGCUGGCACUGUAGAGACAAUAAAAUGCAGUAAUAUUCAAAGAGUUUAUUACUGUUUUUUGUUAAAGUUUAUUAUUUAAAUGUAGGAACUUUAAUUACUUAUUGUACAAAACUGCCAGACGCACGAAAAAUUUAAUAUUAAUAUCAUAAUGUUAUAAAAAGCGGAGUUAAGCUUUUUAAAUAUGUAUUUUAUGUGUCUUAAUAAAACAGAUAAUAAAUUAUUCGUAAGUACGCUGUUUUUAUUUUUAAGCAACAUACGCAAAAACAAAGGAGAUUCUCAAGCCAUUGUUUAAGAAAUUAUUUGCCUAAAUUUGGUUUCUGAA
Molecule: messenger RNA, 1710 nt
Organism: Colias croceus (clouded yellow)
Lineage: Eukaryota; Metazoa; Arthropoda; Insecta; Lepidoptera; Pieridae
Product: geranylgeranyl pyrophosphate synthase-like
Exons: 9
Coding region: 189-1013 (274 amino acids)
Biological process (GO): isoprenoid biosynthetic process
Molecular function (GO): prenyltransferase activity
Source: RefSeq, a predicted model, not a curated record